AUGGAUGGCAGGGACAAACCAUAUCUGCAAAGAGAGGUGAACGCGAAUCUGGUGUUCUGGUCUCAUCGAGCCAGCCAACUGGAGUGUGGAUCUGUGGACACAGCUCAGGCUGGUUGGUUUGCCUCAUCGAUCCAGAGGCAGUGGAACCUCGGCGGGGAUUCCACCGUCAAGCUAGCUGAUUCGGGCAGCAUGGUUUGCGACGGGAUGCGCUGCCGCCGCUGCUCAAUGUGGUCCAACGCUGGCCAGGGCUCCACAGCUCAUGGAAUCAUCAUCCCACUCAGAAGGGCAUUGAUUGUCAGAGAAGCCGAGCAGUUUGCAAAGGAGCCACAAGCCAUGCAAGUCUGUGUCACAGACGCCGACAGCAGCCUGAACAGGAGCUCAGACUGCCUGGAGGCCACGCUGGUAACUUUCACGGAAGCGCUGACUUUCGCAGAAGUGCUGGAAGAAGAGGAGGAGUGGGAAUCCUUUUAUUAUUCCUUUAAGACAGAACAGCUGAUUACCCUUUGGAUUCUCUUUGUUGUAACAGUUGGCGGGAACUCCAUUGUUCUGUUGUCCAUCUGGAGGAGAAAGAGGAAGUCCAGGAUGACCUUUUUUGUUACUCAGCUAGCCAUAACAGAUUGUUUUACAGGACUCAUAAACAUAAUGACUGAUAUAAUUUGGCGUUUCACUGGAGAUUUCAUGGCCCCUGAUCUCAUCUGCCGAAUAGUGCGCUAUUUUCAGGUUGUACUUUUGUAUGCUUCAACCUACGUCCUGGUUUCACUGAGCAUAGACAGAUAUCAUGCCAUAGUCUAUCCUAUGAAGUUCUUUCAAGGAGAAAGGCAGGCAAAAAUUCUCAUUGUGGUUGCCUGGAGCCUCGCAUUCCUGUUUUCUAUUCCAACUCUGAUCAUAUUUGGAAAACGACAGCUGUCUAAUGGGGAAGUACAAUGUUGGGCUGUCUGGCCAGAUGAGUCUUACUGGAUCCCGUACAUGACCACAGUUGCCUUCCUGGUGUACUUUAUUCCUCUGAUUAUUAUCAGUGUUAUUUACUUCAUCGUGAUUCGAACAAUAUGGGUUAAAAGCAGAGCUCAUGCUGUGAUUGUGUCUAACUGUUCCGAUGGCAGAUUCUGUACUAGCUACACUCACCGGGGACUCAUAUCCAAAGCUAAAAUCAAAGCUAUCAAAUACAGCAUGGUCAUAAUUCUUGCGUUUAUGCUCUGCUGGAGUCCUUACUUCCUCUUUGAUAUCCUGGACAACUUCAGCGUGCUCCCCGAGACCAAAGAACGUUUCUAUGCAGCAGUGAUUAUACAGAACCUUCCCGCUUUAAAUAGUGCCAUCAAUCCCAUUAUAUAUUGUGUCUUUAGCGACUCUGUUUAUUCGUCUCUCAGGAAAAGAUCAGGAAACUUGGGCACUUUCAAAGAAAAAACGGAAGGACAGGAAAUGCAAGUUCUGUCCAAUCCAGAAUAUGUUUAGUAGAGGACUGCAAAGAUGGUGGAGUUUCUAAGAAGAAAAUCAAAACCCUCAGCAUUCUGAAGUCUACGUAUCGGGCUGUGGUGUGGAAGCAGACAGCAAUUUCAUUGUAUAUCUUGUGGCCAGUAUAUGUUCAACCCAGAAAGAAGCUGAGCUCUCAAUGUUAGCCACAGGUCUGAAACUUUCUAUCAAAGACAUUGUGUAUCCAUGUGGUGUUUCUUGAUGUAAAUAGCUUGUAUGAGUUUGA
This is a messenger RNA of Sphaerodactylus townsendi, 1693 nucleotides long. It is a transcript of the gene NPSR1, whose product is annotated as neuropeptide S receptor 1. The transcript is spliced from 11 exons. Gene Ontology annotation, cellular component: membrane; cytoplasm. Lineage: Eukaryota; Metazoa; Chordata; Lepidosauria; Squamata; Sphaerodactylidae. Gene Ontology annotation, biological process: positive regulation of release of sequestered calcium ion into cytosol; neuropeptide signaling pathway. Gene Ontology annotation, molecular function: vasopressin receptor activity; neuropeptide receptor activity. The record is from RefSeq and is a predicted model, not a curated record. Bases 1 to 1449 code for a protein of 482 amino acids.